This is a messenger RNA of Lytechinus pictus (painted urchin), 4264 nucleotides long. RefSeq lists its product as uncharacterized. The record is from RefSeq and is a predicted model, not a curated record. The coding region runs from base 1 to 1698 and encodes 565 amino acids. Lineage: Eukaryota; Metazoa; Echinodermata; Echinoidea; Temnopleuroida; Toxopneustidae. The transcript has 2 exons.
AUGUACACUGUACAUUCAGGGUACAUUGUACUAAUUACAUUGUACAUUCAGGAUACAUUGUACAUUCAGGAUACAUUGUACGUUCAGGAUACAUUGUACAUUCAGGAUACAUUGUACGUUCAGGAUACAUUGUACGUUCAGGAUACAUUGCACAUUCAGGAUACAUUGUACAUUCAGGAUACAUUGUACAUUCAGGAUACAUUGUACAUUCAGGAUACAUCGUACAUUCAGGAUACAUCGUACAUUCAGGAUACAUUGUACAUUCAGGGUACAUCGUACAUUCAGGAUACAUUGUACAUUCAGGAUACAUUGUACAUUCAGGAUACAUCGUACAUUCAGGAUACAUCGUACAUUCAGGAUACAUCGUACAUUCAGGAUCGUACAUUCAGGAUACAUUGUACAUUCAGGAUACAUUGUACGUUCAGGAUACAUUGUACAUUCAGGAUACAUUGUACAUUCAGGGUACAUUGUACAUUCAGGAUACAUCGUACAUUCAGGAUACAUUGUACGUUCAGGAUACAUCGUACAUUCAGGAUACAUUGUACAUUCAGUGUACAUUGUACAUUCAGGAUACAUUGUACAUUCAGGAUACAUUUUACAUUCAGGAUACAUUGUACAUUCAGGAUACAUCUUACAUUCAGUGUACAUUGUACAUUCAGGAUACAUUGUACGUUCAGGAUACAUUGUACAUUCAGGAUACAUUGUACAUUCAGAAUACAUCGUACAUUGUACAUUCAGGAUACAUUGUACGUUCAGGAUACAUCGUACAUUCAGGAUACAUUGUACAUUCAGUGUACAUUGUACAUUCAGGAUACAUUGUACAUUCAGGAUACAUUUUACAUUCAGGAUACAUUGUACAUUCAGGAUACAUUUUACAUUCAGUGUACAUUGUACAUUCAGGAUACAUUGUACAUUCAGGAUACAUCGUACAUUCAGGAUACAUUGUACAUUCAGGAUACAUUGUACAUUCAGGAUACAUCGUACAUUCAGGAUACAUCGUACAUUCAGGAUACAUUGUACGUUCAGGAUACAUUGUACAUUCAGGAUACAUUGUACAUUCAGAAUACAUCGUACAUUGUACAUUCAGGAUACAUUGUACGUUCAGGAUACAUUGUACAUUCAGGAUACAUUGUACAUUCAGGAUACAUCGUACAUUCAGGAUACAUCGUACAUUCAGGGUACAUUGUACAUUCAGGAUACAUCGUACAUUCAGGAUACAUUGUACAUUCAGGGUACAUCGUACAUUCAGGAUACAUUGUACAUUCAGGAUACAUUGUACGUUCAGGAUACAUUGUACAUUCAGGAUACAUUGUACAUUCAGGAUACAUCGUAUAUUCAGGAUACAUCGUACAUUCAGGGUACAUUGUACAUUCAGGAUGCAUUGUACAUUCAGGGUACAUCGUACAUUCAGGAUACAUUGUACGUUCAGGAUACAUUGUACAUUCAGGAUACAUCGUACAUUGUACAUUCAGGAUACAUUGUACGUUCAGGAUACAUUGUACAUUCAGGAUACAUUGUACAUUCAGGAUACAUUGUACAUUCAGGAUACAUUGUACAUUCAGGGUACAUCGUACAUUCAGGAUACAUCGUACAUUCAGGAUACAUUGUACGUUCAGGAUACAUUGUACAUUCAGGAUACAUUGUACAUUCAGGAUACAUUGUACAUUCAGGGUACAUUGUACAUUCAGGAUACAUUGAACAUUCAGGAUACAUUGUACAUUCAGGAUACAUCGUACAUUCAGGAUACAUUGUACAUUCAGGAUACAUUGUACGUUCAGGAUACAUUGUACAUUCAGGAUACAUUGUACAUUCAGAAUACAUCGAUACAUUGUACAUUCAGGAUACAUUGUACAUUCAGGAUACAUUGUACAUUCAGGAUACAUCGUACAUUCAGGAUACAUCGUACAUUCAGGAUACAUCGUACAUUCAGGAUACAUUGUACAUUCAGGAUACAUUGUACAUUCAGGGUACAUUGUACAUUCAGGAUACAUUGAACAUUCAGGAUACAUUGUACAUUCGGGAUACAUCGUACAUUCGGGAUACAUCGUACAUUCAGGAUACAUCGUACAUUCAGGAUACAUCGUACAUUCAGGAUACAUCGUACAUUCAGGAUACAUUGUACGUUCAGGAUACAUUGUACAUUCAGGAUACAUUGUACAUUCAGGGUACAUUGUACAUUCAGGAUACAUCGUACAUUCAGGAUACAUUGUACGUUCAGGAUACAUUGUACAUUCAGGAUACAUCGUACAUUCAGGGUACAUCAUACAUUCAGGAUACAUUGUACUUUCAGGGUACAUUGUACUAAUUACAUUGUACAUUCAGGAUACAUCGUACAUUCAGGGUACAUCGUACAUUCAGGAUACAUUGUACAUUCAGGAUACAUUGUACUAAUUACAUGUACAUUCAGGAUACAUCGUACAUUCAGGCAUGGGCGUCAAUCGGUGGGGGACGGGGGGGACGUGUCCCCCCCCAUGAUUUUUUCAGGGGGGGACACAAUAUCAAAUGUCCCCCCCCCCAUGUUUUUGUCACAAAAGAAGUGUGACCAUCUGGGGGGGGGAUAUGAUCAUACCUUCUCAAGGAAAUAAGAGUUGAUUCCCUUAAAAAAUAUAAAGAAAAAAAACAACUGUCAUGUAACUUUUCGAUGCAAUUAACGGUGGGUAAAUUCGCAUUCAAAAGCAGCGCAGCUAGCCGUCUAUGAGCCGUUCCUGUAUACGUACGACGCCGGGGUACGCGCGAGCACCCACAUGGAAACCCGCACGUGCGUGGUGGGUUUUUUUCAUGUGGGUAUGCACGGCAUGACAGCAUAGGCGGAUCCAGGGGGGCCCGGCCCCCCCCCCCCCCAUUGGCGGAGCAAAAAAAAAAGCAAAACAAAGGGAAAGAAAGAAAAAAAGAGAAGAAGGGAAAAGAGAGGAGAAAAAAAGAAAGGGAAACAUAAAAGGAGGAAGACGAGUGAAUAAGAUAAGGGGAAGACUUGGAGAGUAAUAAUAAAAAAUCUUUCAUGCCGGGAUAUAAAAUUUUUGCUUGCGCUCGCAUCGCCUUUUAGGUGAUUUACAUAUCUUGCUCAAUAUGGAGCUUAAAUAUUUAAUCUUGAAGUCAAUUUAAAAAACAUAUUUCAGCUCGAAAAUUUAACUUUCAUUAUUUUGUUUGAUUUGCAAGUUUGAUUUUUUUAAAGUGUUCUGUAAAAUUUUUGUUUUAUGGUCUGAAUAUUAACAUUUUCUGCUUGCGCUGCGCGCUCGCAAAAUUUGAUUUGUCAGGUACCUAUUAUUUUCCUGUAUUCCAUAAAGUUAUCAAAAUAUCCCUAUUCAGGUCAGAUUGUGAAAACGUAUCAGCUAGCGCUGCAUGCUCGCAUUUUGAUUGGUGAGUUAUGUUUAUCUCAAUAUUAAUUCUAAAACAAACUACUUAAAAUCCCCAUUUGAUCACAUGCAGUUUAUCAGAAAUUUCGGUUCGCGAUUUCCGCUCGCAUUGAUUGUUGAAAUAAUUAUAUCAACUCAUGCAUCUUUAUUCAUAAUUACAAAAAUGCUUUAAAUGUCCAGUUUUCAGGCCAUAAUAUUAAGAGAUUUCGCGCUCUCAUGCUUAGGAAGAGAAAUAGGAAGAUAGUCAUCAUUUUCAUAUGAUGACAUAAUGUCCCGGUCCGCUAUGUCAAAACUCAAAGUAAUAAUAAUGAAACUUAUCAGCUUUUUUUUAACUGUGAUCCAUAUCCACCUCACAAUUUUCCCACAAAGUGCUUGAAAAACAGAGCUUAAAUUGACCCUUUUCAGAGCGGAAUAUCAUAUAUUUUUAGCUCGCGCUUUGUGCUCGCUUUAUUGAUUUUCAUGAUAAGAAAUGUAUUUAAAUUACCCUAAUUCUACAUGUUCUAGGUCGAAAUCUGAAACACGCGUUUAUUUAGAUACGCAGCUGGUUCUCAAUUUAAAUCAUUAUCCAGUUUCAGAUCACAAUAUAAAAAAUUGUCUGCUCGCGCUUUGCGCUCGCAUUAUUAAUGUAGGAAAAUUUCCAAUUACUCAUUUUCAUGAUUUACAAAUCAUGAAUAGAGUGUCCAGAAUUUUUCCGCUCGCGCUUCGCGCUCGCAUCAAUUGUUUAGUUAUAUACUUAUCCUUUUCACGAUUACAAAAAGUGCUUAGACUUUCCAUUCUUGAGGUAGAAAUAUCAAAAUUUCCAGCUCGCGCUUCGCGCUCGCAUUAUUUGGUAGUUAAAAUAUGUAACGUCAUCAUGGCUAACACGCAGCCGUUAACAGAUCAGAUCAAAGCGUAUAUCAAAAAAAAAAAAA